Molecule: messenger RNA, 582 nt
Organism: Acytostelium subglobosum LB1
Lineage: Eukaryota; Evosea; Eumycetozoa; Acytosteliales; Acytosteliaceae
Exons: 2
Coding region: 1-582 (193 amino acids)
Source: RefSeq, a predicted model, not a curated record
AUGUCAACAACACAACAACAAUCUCAUCAACAACAACACCAGCCACAACAGACUGAACAAAUGUCUGAGAGGGACCAUGUCAUGACCGAUGAUGUCUUUUCAAUGACCGAGGAGAAGAAACACAAGUACAAUCCAUUACUUAAGGAUAUUAUGACCAAAGAUAUUAUUGGAUGUAAACCAACCGAUUCAUUAGAACAUGUCCUUGAGAUUAUGGUCAACAAUGGUUUGAAGAGACUUCCCGUUGUCAAUGAACAAUACAAACUAAUGGGUAUUAUCACCGACCGAGACAUCCGUGUCUACGCCAAGUCACCACUAGAGACAAAGUCAAUGGCAGAAUGGUUCGAUUUCCUAAGAGGAAAGAAGGUGGACGAAGUUCUGCCUCCUGAGAACUUCCUUCAUUCAUUGAAUGAGAAGGAUACUACUUUGACAGCUUGUAAGACAAUGGUCAAUUAUGGUAUCACUGGAAUACCAGUUGUAAAUGAUGAAGGCAAGUUGACUGGUAUUGUAUCAAGGUCAGACUUAUUAGAUCAAUUCAUUAGAAUUGCUGAGCCACUAAACGUUGGAGGAGCUCCAAAGAAAUAG